Phymastichus coffea is the source of this 3203-nucleotide messenger RNA. RefSeq names its product serine-rich adhesin for platelets. Lineage: Eukaryota; Metazoa; Arthropoda; Insecta; Hymenoptera; Eulophidae. Gene Ontology annotation, cellular component: nucleoplasm. The transcript is spliced from 9 exons. Bases 399 to 3182 code for a protein of 927 amino acids. The record is from RefSeq and is a predicted model, not a curated record.
AGUAUAGCAGGCGAUUAGCGCGGCUCACACGCAGCCGAGGAAAACGGACGUUCGAACGUUCGCCGCGUCUUCUCGACGACACUGUCAAUCGCUGAGGGAUAUAUUAACGCUAGCUCAGUUCAGUAAAUCUUAGACGAGCAACCGGUAACAGCUAUCGCGACAAAGUCCGUGUGUGUGUCUACCGCGUCUCUCAAAAUGGCGCGGCGGCUGCCGCUGCCGCUGUUCUGCAACUUUAAGGUUAUAACGAUAAGCUUGCAAUUGAAUUGAAGUCGCUUGCAAAAGCAUUUUGCAGAAGCUUUGAUCUUCAUCGUCAAGCCGGUGAUUGUAAGAAGGUGCUGGUGCUUGUUGUAAGCAACGGUCAAGUGGACACAGUGCAUGCAAGUUAUGAGGACGGCGGAAUGCCCGCAGGCGGUAACAGUCGUUUCCGCGGUUACCCAGCGCGGAUGUCCGAGCGCCAGCAGCUUGCGCUUAUUCUGCAAAUGACUUCCCAAGAAAUUACAUCAGGUCAAUCAUCAAGCAGAUCUGAAAGUACACUUCCAUCAAACAAUACAAGAUCUUCACCACUGCACCAGAAAAGUUCAAAGAGCCGAUGGUCCAACAAAAAUGCCGAUCUAUUAGAUGUAAGCAACUCAUAUAGCCGACAAGAUGACAGGUUACGUCUAAAUGGUUGUAAUUCAAAAGAACGAAAUGAGUUCGCGGGUUCGAGUUCGCCGGACGAACUGCAGGUGAGGACUGCGAGCCCCGUGGCCGCGGAGUCGCCUGCCGAGUGUGCUGCCGAGGAGUUACCCUCCGAUGAGAUGCGCAGGACACCGCCACAAAACAAAGUGGACAGACAAGGCUCGUCCUCACCGCGCGUCACACUCAGGCUUAACCAAGUGCGUGCCGGACGCGAUGACUCGAAAAAGCAGCAGCAGUCAGUGAAUGCAACACCACGCUCGUCCUCGUCAACGAUGGAGUCGUCGAGCCCGAAUGCUGCAUCGAGCACGCUAGCUGCGGAAGGUGCCGAGAGUAGUGGGGACGUUUACGAGUUUAAGAGCUCCAAGGAAGCCACGCCGGUUCGCGGUACCAGCACUUCGCCGAAUCCCGACAAAGAGAACAAGGACAAGGAUAGAGAGAACAGAGAAUCCAAUGCUGGCGCUGGAAACACUGCUACAGGAUCAACAGCUGGAGUGGGUACAACCUCAUCAUCGACCGCAACCUCAACAACAAUCACGUCUUCCAGCCCAAAUAAUCCACAAAAUCCAAGCGGUACAAUUCCAGCGGAUUCGUUGUCAGCAUCAGUUGCAACGGCAAUGUUGGAUGAACCAAUGACAGCAGCAUCACCGCAGUCAUCGAGUUCAUCGACUACUUCGACGACGAAACGUGCCUUCGAAAGUGAAGGUGGCCCUGGUGACGAGCAGGACGAGGAAGGCCGAAAAAGAAAGAAAAAGGAUGCAACGGACAGCAACCCAAAAGAGGUCGGCAGCUCUAAAGGACAGGCUAGUAAUAGGCAGACCGCGGGCAGGAAUAACCCCGGUGUCACUGAGAAAAGUGCCAAAUCCAGCAAGCAAACUUCUGCAGUAAUCACAUCCAAGUCUGGUCAGAGUAGUAGUGAAAAGAGCCCAAGUGCAUUGAACGCUAACAGUCCGAAACCUUCGACCACAUCCACUGCUUCGAGUAACAACACCAAAGGAGCGACACCGUCAGCUGUAGAAUCAGACGGUGAAGACGAUCGUUCUAAAAGUUCUGACAGUGGUUCAGCACCAAAAGUUCCACCCUUGAAAAUCGUCAUCCCGCAGAGCACGACGUCGGAGCAAGAGCAAGGCAAUCGUAAUGGAAAAAGCACAUCGAAUAGGAGUCACCAAUUGCCUUACGUCGUUGCUAGUUCUAACAGCAACGAUUCUAUGGACAAAGACCCGGGUACAACUGGAGCUACGAGCGGUACGACUAGUCCAUUGGACAACUCAAGUGCGGCGAAUAAAGGAGACGAGAAAAAGGACUUCAGCGGAGCUUUAGACAACGAUUCGCGUUCAACGCACCAUCAAAGAGUUUUGAGAAGUUCAAAUCGAUCGGGAAACGGUGGGCAGUCUAGUAAUGGAGCUUACUCCAAUUCUUCUCCUCUGCCUUCGAACGCUGCGGACAGAUCCAACAACUCGUCACCACAGCAACGGCAUCACUCGCCUACUCCAGAAGCUGGCGGAGCGUCCGAAACUGGAAAAUCGGUGUCAACUGAUUCGCCAGGACAAGGCUCCACAACUACAAUGACGACAAAGUCAAGUAGUACAACAGAAAAAUGCGAAAAAGUAGAAGUGAGGAAAGAGCCCGAACCAUCUGAAAGUAGCACAAAGAAAGAUGCUAGCAGUAGUGAAACGUCAAACGCGUCGUCUCAAGCACCAGUAGAAUUGCAUCCGAGAAAAAGGAAGAUCAAAUCAAAUAAAGAAGCUCAACAAACAACUACUGCAGAGGCGAAGAGUGAUACGCAAGAGACUGCCAGCACUAGCUCUGAGAUUCAUCCGCAUGAUCAGCCGAUCACAAACUGCUAUCAGUUAUUCUUGAACAUUAGAAAACAGAUUGACAAAAGAAGAAAAAAUCUAUUUCCCGUGCAGCCAAAGCCCCCGCAAGGUUUUAAAGACUACCUAAUGAAUCGUUGCACAUACGUGCUAGCCGGCACGAAUAAAGAACCGCUGGUCUGUCCACCGAAAGAACUUCUUGGAGUCAUGAGAGAGCUCUAUAUCGAACAAGAGAAAGAACGUUACAGAUUACGAAUGCAGCACGUUGUCGAGAAAGAAAAACUAGUCUUAUCUGUGGAACAGGAGAUACUCAGAGUACAUGGCCGAGCAGCUCGAGCUCUCGCCAAUCAGUCGCUUCCAUUCUCUGUAUGUACCAUUCUCAAGGACGAUGAAGUUUACAAUGUUAUUACACCCGAGCAAGAGGAGAAAGACAGAAAUGCUAGAAGUCGCUACAACGGCAGGUUGUUCCUUAGUUGGCUACAGGACGUUGAUGACAAGUGGGAAAAAAUUAAGGAAGGAAUGUUGUUAAGGCACCAUAACGAAGCAGAAUCUCUGCACGCCGUACAGUUAAUGGACUGGGAAUGGAAACUAAAAGAAAUCGAGUUCUGUGCGAUAGAAGAUACACCUCAGGCAGAUGAUUACCACGUACCCAUGGUACACGUCUCCGAUGACUUUGAUCUAUUGCCGGCUUAAUGUACUUGGACUGAAUUUUUA